This is a messenger RNA of Apiotrichum porosum, 915 nucleotides long. RefSeq names its product proteasome core particle subunit beta 2 (gene PUP1). The record is from RefSeq and is a predicted model, not a curated record. Lineage: Eukaryota; Fungi; Basidiomycota; Tremellomycetes; Trichosporonales; Trichosporonaceae. Gene Ontology annotation, cellular component: proteasome core complex. The transcript is spliced from 6 exons. Bases 1 to 915 code for a protein of 304 amino acids.
AUGGCUGCUACAGGAGUCGCCCCCAACAACAUCGGAUUCGACUUUUCAAACUACGCUCGUAACGAGUUCCUCGGAGCCCGUCUCGGCGCGCAGGCGAAGACUACCUCGACCGGUACCACCAUCGUCGGCCUCAAGUACGGCGGCGGAGACUCGGGCGACGAGGAGGGUAUCUGCCUUGGCGCCGACACCCGUGCGACUGGCGGUCCCAUUGUCGCCGACAAGAACUGCGAGAAGAUCCACUACCUUACCCCUCACAUCAGGUGUUGUGGUGCCGGAACCGCCGCUGACACUGAAUAUGUCACCAACCUGAUCUCUUCCAACCUCGAGCUCCACUCUCUGUCCCAGGGACGGCAAGUGCGCGUUGUUACUGCCAUGACCAUGCUCAAGCAGUACCUCUACCGCUACCAGGGUCACGUCGGCGCGUACCUCGUUGUUGGUGGUGUCGACUCGACUGGCCCCCAGCUCUUCACCGUCCACGCCCACGGUUCGACCGACAAGCUCCCCUACGUCACCAUGGGCUCGGGUUCGCUUGCCGCCAUGGCCGUCUUCGAGUCUGCGUACAAGGAGCAUCUCACCAAGGCAGAAGCCAUCGCCCUCGUUGCCCGUGCCAUCCGUGCCGGUGUGUUCAACGACCUCGGCUCGGGUUCCAACGUCGACGUCUCGGUCAUCACCAAGGCCGGUACCGAGACCCUGCGCAACUACGAGACUCCCAACGAGCGCGGUAUCAAGUCGCGCGACUACAAGUUCCGCCGCGGAACGACUGCGUGGCUCAAGGAGAAUGUGCGCGACCUCGUCGUGUCGGAGGAAGUCAAGGUGACCAUGGGCGCUGGAAAGGCCCAGCAGGGCACUACCGACCGCCCUGUGGCUGUGGGUGCCGGUCCCGGAGGCGAGGAGGGUAUGGACCUGGACGCAUGA